Messenger RNA from Schistocerca gregaria, 1685 nucleotides. Its product is annotated as metaxin-1. The record is from RefSeq and is a predicted model, not a curated record. The transcript is spliced from 6 exons. Bases 524 to 1570 code for a protein of 348 amino acids. Gene Ontology annotation, cellular component: SAM complex. Gene Ontology annotation, biological process: mitochondrion organization. Lineage: Eukaryota; Metazoa; Arthropoda; Insecta; Orthoptera; Acrididae.
AUAUGACGCCAAUGUGAAAACUUUUUCCCGGGGGCAAAUCUUGACGUGACAUGACGUUAAGUGUCGGUUCGUUGACUGCCUUUGUGAAUGCCACCAUUCGAAGUACAUUGUGGAACAUUUUGACGUGUCGUGUCGUCCAGUGUAUUGGCCUUAAAUCGACUUUUAAAUAUUUACUUGAAUACUUGUUUAAUGAUUAAAAGUAAUACAUGCUCUACUUCCACUCGAAGAAAAAUUACUAGUUUCCCAUGCGAAAAAAUCUCAAGUGGAAUUUCUCUCGGUUUGUGAGAUAAUCUUUGAACCGAAGUAUGCACGCUAUUGACGCAUGGGGUAACCGGCAUUAGUUUGUGUUACUGUGUUUUUGUGUAUUUUAAAUCGAUUAAGUACCGUGGAAGGCUUAAGUUUUUCUCGAAACUGCGCAUCGAUAAGUGUGAAUUGAAAUGUGUAACUAACACAAAAUAUUAUUGUGUUGGUGUAAACAACUAUUGCAUUUAGUAAGCUGAAAAGUGCAUUUAUUCCAUUAAUAAUGAAUCACCCUAUGGAACUCGAUGUGUGGGGAGGCGAUUGGGGGCUAGCUUCAAUUGAUUUACAUUGUCUAGAAGUAAUGGCGUAUGCAACAUUUUGCGGGGUACCUCUGCAGUAUAAUGCAACAAAUAAUCCGUUUCGGACGCCAAAAGGAAAACUGCCUGUAUUCAGGCAUGGAAGUCAUGUUAUAUGUGGUUUCGACGAAAUAUGUAGUUAUCUAAGGAAGAAGAAUUUCAUUGCCGAUUAUCUGCUGAUUCCAAAGCAACAAGCAGAAAUUGUAGCGUUUUCGGAACUGCUGAAACAAAAGUUAUAUCCAAGUUUGCAGUUUGCUUGGUGGGUAGAUGAAAAAAAUUACAUAGAAUUAACAAGACCAUGGUAUUCAAAAGCACUUCCAUUUCCUUACAACUAUUACUACCCAGGAAAGUAUGAGAAAGAGGCAAAAAACAUGAUGUCAGCUUUAUUUGGAGAGGAUGAAGAAUUCUCUGCUCUGGAAGCAAAUGUCUAUAGUGAAGGAGAAAAGUGUUUGAAUGACCUAUCUACACGACUUGGUGAAAAUGAUUUCUUCUUUGGGUCUCAUCCAACAUCAUUAGAUGCAAAAGUAUAUGCAUAUUUAGCACCUCUCUUAAAAGCACCAUUUCCUAAUGCUGCUCUUCAGAAUCAUUUGAAAGCAUGUGACAAUUUGCUCAAAUUUGUUGUCAGAGUGUCACAUAGGUAUUUCCCUAAAGCAGUACAAGGUAAGAAACUGUCUUCAGCAGACUGCAUGUGUCUCUCUACGUUGUACAUAAACCACAUAAUGUUAUUUAUUUUAGAUUAUGAAAUGAAGAAGCUUUCUGAGAAUAAUGAGAGAGCUGCCAGUAAGGAAAGUGACUUUCCUAAUAAAAGGAGGAAUCAGAUACUAGCUGGACUCUUUGCAACUGUGGCAAUGACUGGCUAUGCACUAUCUACAGGAUUAGUUGGGGUGAAGUUGAAAGAUGAUGACGAUGAUGAUUCAGAAGAGCUUGCAGAGUAUCAAGACUUAUUUGAGAAUUCUGAAAGUACUGACAGUUAGUAAUGCAAAGGAAUUUUUGUGAACAUAAUGUGGUGCUGUUAAACAAGCCUUAUACAAUGUUUGUAUGGCAAAUGUUAUUUAUUUUAGUAUAUAAUAUACUUGUACCUCAGCAGCA